GUAGUAUAAUAUUUGUUAUAAUGCUGAAGACAUUUCGUGGAGCCUGGUUAGCCAAUGUCCAAUUUCAACAAAUUCGAUUGGAGCACAGAAUUAGAGGCAAAGCCCCAAUAUAUUGCAGAACUAUAAAAGAACGUUUAGACGAGUUAAAUAACAAUGAUGAAGUUUAUACUACUAGAAUCGAUAUAGGAAUGCCACCUGCAAAAAAGACAUCAAAUUUACGCACAGAGCGAUUAGAGCAUGUAAAAAAAUUGAAAAAUGAUAAAAAUUUAGAACAAUUGGCAAGAAAUCAUUCAUUAGACAUUGAUUUAUCUGAAGCAAGGAAGGACUGGCUAAAAUCUAAUUCGCCAUAUCAUAAGAGACAAAUUAUUGAACACUAUGGUAUAUUUGAGCAUUUAUAUGGAGAAGGUUACUUUAUCCCAUUUAUAAAUUUGGAUAUUCAGUUCAAACUUAAUGAUGAUUUGUUCUUGCCUGUUUGUUGUGGCAAUGUAAUUAAACCUUCUGAAGCAUUGGAGUAUCCUACAGUUAGUUAUGAAUCUGAUGGUGCUUCACUCUGGACCCUUGCUCUGACUAGUUUAGAUGGACAUUUAACGGAGGGUGACAAGGAGUAUGUGCAUUGGUUGGUAGCCAACAUUCCGGGAGAUGCUAUUGAGAAAGGUGAUACACUUGUGGAGUAUUUACGUCCAUUUCCAGUAAAAGGAACUGGAUACCAUAGAUAUGUGUUUGUGUUGUACAAGCAGGAAGGGAAAAUAUCAUAUGAUCUAGAUAAAGUGAAUGUGUCAUCACCUCUGAAGAACAGGACAUUUGUGACUAGGGAUUGGUAUAAACAAUACCAGGACAUGAUAACUCCAACAGGACUAGCAUUUUUCCAGUGCGAUUGGGAUGACAGUGUUAAAGAUUACUUUCACAACACAUUGAAGAUGAAAGAGCCAAUCUACGAAUAUGACUUCCCAGCACCAUACAUAAGGCCGCAAGAAUGGUUCCCUCGCCGCAAACCAUUCAAUCUCUACAUGGAUAAAUAUCGGGAUCCAAAGGAAAUAAAUAAGGAGUAUGUACUGAGAAAACUGAAAAAUGAGGACCCAUUUAAAAAGCCACCACCACCAUUGCGUUUUCCUAAUGCCCAUCCAUUCCCGAGAAAUAUGCCAUCAUGGUUAAGACUUCACGAAAAGAAGAUCAGACUAGGCUGGGGCAGAGUAAAUGAAAUCUAGUGUGUUGAAGAGGUUAAACUAAUUAAAUAUAGAGGUAGUUAAAAUUUUUAGAUAA
Molecule: messenger RNA, 1260 nt
Organism: Amyelois transitella
Lineage: Eukaryota; Metazoa; Arthropoda; Insecta; Lepidoptera; Pyralidae
Gene: mRpL38
Product: large ribosomal subunit protein mL38
Exons: 4
Coding region: 21-1205 (394 amino acids)
Cellular component (GO): mitochondrial large ribosomal subunit
Source: RefSeq, a predicted model, not a curated record